This is a messenger RNA of Microsporum canis CBS 113480, 1038 nucleotides long. Its product is annotated as retinol dehydrogenase 12. Bases 1 to 1038 code for a protein of 345 amino acids. The record is from RefSeq and is a predicted model, not a curated record. NCBI's taxonomy places the organism in Eukaryota, Fungi, Ascomycota, Eurotiomycetes, Onygenales, Arthrodermataceae. The transcript has 2 exons.
AUGAUGCAAUUCGAUGCUGCCACCAUCGAGAAAAGGGCUACUGCAGCCGCUUUUUACCACCGCCAACUCUUUGCUGAACCACCUAUAGCAUCACGCAAUGAGGUAGAUCUUGAAGGGAAAACCGCCAUCAUCACCGGAUCAAACACUGGCCUGGGAUUUGAGUGUGCCCGACAACUUCUAGAUCUGGGUUUAAGCAAGCUCAUAGUCGCCGUUCGUGACGAGGUCAAGGGUCAGGAUGCCAGAAUAAAGCUGCUUUCUGGGAGAAAUGCCGAGAACCAUACCAUCGAGGUUUGGAAGCUGGAUCUCUUAUGCUACAAUUCGAUAAUGUCCUUCGUGGGACGAGCCAAAGGGCUUGGGCGACUGGACUACGUUGUCAACAAUGCUGGCCUUGCCAAGUUAUCGUUUGAGAUAAACAAGAGUACCGGACAUGAAGAGAUUGUGCAAGUCAACUACCUGUCCCUUGCAUUGCUUACAAUCCUUCUACUACCAGUGCUCAAAGACAAGAACUCGGUUCAGCAACCCGGACGUUUGGUCAACGUAUCGUCUGAUACUCCUUCUUGGGCUAAAUUUAAGGAAAAGCAUUCAAUCCCUCUACUACCUGCCUUUGACAAGGAAGACAACUUUGAUCCGCACGAUCGUUACUCAACUUCUAAGCUACUUGGUCAGCUGUUCCUGGUAGAGCUAACCAGACGAAUACCUCCAUCUGUUGCUAUCAUCAAUGCUCCUAAUCCAGGCCUGUGUAAAACUAGCCUAACCAGGGACUAUAACGGCAGCUUCCGUGGGUUUAUAUUUGGUGUAUUCAGGCUCAUGUUUGCUCGCACUGCUGCAGUUGGCGCCCGCUCGCUCACUGACGCACUCGUUAAACAUGGCCUGGAGUCUCACGGGCAGUAUCUGGAAGAUGGGAAGAUACAGCCAAUGGCACCUAUGGUCUACACGCGCCAGGGCAAGGAGGUUGCCGAACUGUUAUGGCAGGAGACUAUUGAUGAGUUGUCAUUUGUAAAUGCAUCUAGUAUUAUUAAAGACCUAAGGAGCGUUUAG